This is a messenger RNA of Ciona intestinalis (vase tunicate), 1459 nucleotides long. Lineage: Eukaryota; Metazoa; Chordata; Ascidiacea; Phlebobranchia; Cionidae. The record is from RefSeq and is a predicted model, not a curated record.
AUCUCGAUAUAAAAAUGCCUCAACCAGACUACAUUUUCACCAUGAAACUACCUCCAAUGCAGCGGCUGUGUCACGUAGUGUUGCAAUUGCCCAACGGUUUAAAUACGUACGCAAUACAGGUUCUGAAAUGCAGACAACUGUUGUAUUUAUGCGCCGACGUGCUCGCAUCUCCACGAACCAACGACCGAACACUUAUUGAUGCUGUAAUGCAUGUGCAACUUUACAAACGCUUGCUGAGUUCACUUUGUCAACGGCUAGAUUUAAAGGCAAUUCAUGCUUCUGUUGUUCAAAACUAUGUCAUUGAAAGAUGUGUUCGAUACACACUGCAUUUUAAGCUAAGUCCGCAAUGGAAUGCAGUAGCUGACUACUUGAUUCAUGGACCGGAGUUUUUGACUUGCUGUGCUAAAAUGGAAGCUGUCAAGCUUGAUGUGAAAAUAGUUGAUGGUGAAAUGGUGUUGCUUGUUAACGCUCAUCUUGUUCGUCUUCCUCCUGCAGAACUUGAACAUUUUAGGAUCUGUCCAGACGCUUUAGAGAGAUUUCAAAAUGAUUCUAAUUUCAAAAUACAUGAGGGAACCAUAAACCUUCCUACCUGCCAUGUAUUGCCAACAAUGAACAGAGCUCAAGUCAUUGCUGUUUCACAUAAUGUGACAACUGACACAUUGAAUAGAAUGUUGAAAGGAUGUUCAAAUCUCAAGAAAUAUUGGAAAAAUUUGUAUGGUUAUCGACUUCCAGAAAUAGAUGAAAUAUACUGCAGUGUAUUGGUGAUGAAUAUGAAUGGCCAUUCCUUUACCUACCCACUAACUUGUUUACGUACAAGACCAAUUCAAUGCAUGCCACGAUGCGAUGCGCCAGACAUCACAAGAAAUUUUAUGGCAUCUGUUCAGCAAAAGUUUGAAAAACUGUGUGGGUUUUCGCUCGUAUUUACUUCACCGCCCUCUAUUGCUACAACAUUACUCUCACCAGCUUCUAAUUUAAAGCCUGAAGUGAAGCAGAAUCUUAAGAUAGCGCCGGUGCCAACAAUAAAAGGUCCAAGUGCUAGCAAGCCUUCAAAUUUUAACUCUUCCUUUAUGUCAGCAUCAUCAGUUAAAGCACCCAAUCCAGAAAUGAUCCCAUCCAGUCAGAAAAAUGAGCUUUUAAAUAAAAAUACAAUACAAUGUGUUCCUAAUGUUGAUACAAUAAAGAGAAGUUUGCCAUUGAAUGCAAAUGGAAGGUUAGUGCCUGUGUUUGGAAAGAAAACCAAGACGUUUCAGCCACCAACAAAAAACAAACCUGCAACUUCUGGUGCAAAAAAGAAGGGAAAAUUUGAUGUGCUUUUUCAGUCUGCAAACAAGGGGGGCAAGCCAAAAAAAUCAAAACAUAAAUUUGAUAGCCUGUUUUGCUCUGCUAGCAAUUCAACAGACAAAUAAUAUUUGUUUUGUAAUAUAAUGUGUAUAGUAGGGUGGGGAAAGAUGAGACACCC